AUGCUGCUCGAAUCUUGGAAGAGCUUGGCCUUUCCCAACCGCCUACGCAGGGAGCACGUCCAUAAAGCCUUAGAAGUAAAAAUCCUUGAGCCAGAGGAUCGACUACCAUCGCAUUGGCUUCCGACUUACCAAAUUCCGCUUUCAAUCCCAUCGCUACUCAAGUCCUCCCCUUCACCACCGCCGACGGGUCUGACAUUUGUGAGGACCGGGUUAGAAGGUCGGGUUACGGGAUAUAUUGAAGUCAGUCAGACUCCCAACCCCCGAGUCACCACAGGAGUAACAUCCACAUCGCUGGAACGUGCACCUGGCCCCAGCACUAGCUUUGUCCGAGGAAAGUCGGGCCAUGUUCCAUUUUGGCCCGGGGGAUUAGAUAUCUUGCUUGACCCUGACGCGUCGCUUGACUUGACUACAAGCAAAAAGGGAUUGCGGACCGUGCCGCCUGGAUUCAAUAGAGAUGACCAAGAUUCUAAUCUUCCAUCCUCUCCCAAUAACAUUGCGGAAAUUGAUGAAUUACUGCCUUCCACUGUAAGCUCAGGCAUUUCCGAUAGAUCACAUUUGCGACCAGCGAAGGCUCCUAAGAGGAGUCGAGCCCCACAUUUGCAGAAACGCGAUUGGGCUCAUGUCAUUGAUGUCAAUACGCCUCUCAGGAACUUCCACGAGCUGUAUCCGUUCGAAUUAGAUACGUUCCAAAAACAAGCUGUCUAUCAUCUUGAAAUGGGCGAUUCGGUCUUUGUAGCUGCGCACACAUCCGCUGGGAAAACCGUAGUCGCAGAGUAUGCAAUAGCUCUGGCGGAGAAACAUAUGACACGGGCUAUCUAUACAUCGCCUAUCAAGGCGCUUUCUAACCAGAAAUUUCGCGAUUUCAAGCAAACAUUCGCGUCAAACGCCGUGGGGAUCCUAACUGGCGAUGUCCAAAUCAAUCCUGAAGCGAGCUGUCUCAUUAUGACCACGGAAAUCCUCCGGAGUAUGCUCUAUAAAGGUGCUGAUCUUAUUCGAGAUGUAGAGUUUGUUAUUUUCGAUGAAGUGCACUAUGUUAAUGAUGCGGAGAGAGGGGUCGUGUGGGAGGAAGUAAUUAUAAUGCUUCCAGAUCAUGUUACCAUAAUCUUAUUGUCAGCGACGGUUCCGAAUACUAAAGAAUUCGCGGACUGGGUUGGGCGCACGAAGAAGAAGGAUAUCUAUGUCAUUUCCACAGCCCAGCGGCCCGUACCUCUCGAGCAUUAUCUUUGGGCCGGGCGUGAUAUGUUCAAGAUCGUGGAUGCACAAAGGAAUUUCUUAGGCCAGGGAUACAAAGAUGCUGGCGAGGCCGUAAGACGGAAGCAAGACAAAGAGCGAGAGGCGGCCGGUCUGCCGCCUGUGCAACGUGUGGGUGCUCGCGGCGGAGCUGCGCAGAGAGGACAGCAGCGUGGCGGUCGUGGUGUAUCAACUCCACCGCGAGUCUCACGGGGGGGAGGCUCCUCCCAUAGGACCAUACACACCGCGGACAAGAAUCUCUAUGUGCAUCUACUAGGACAUCUCCGGAAGAAGUCUUUGCUCCCGGUGGUUAGAAGAGUGAGGGUACAUGUCGCUAUCGAGAAGGCGUUAUCCCGAUUGAAAGGUUCUGAUAAGAAACUCCCACAAAUUCGUCGCAUGCGUGACCUUCUCAGCCGUGGGAUUGGGAUCCAUCACGGCGGUCUUCUACCAAUUGUUAAGGAGCUUGUAGAAAUAUUGUUCGCAAGAGGAUUGGUCAAGAUCUUGUUUGCGACCGAAACUUUCGCCAUGGGCGUUAACAUGCCCGCAAAAUGUGUCGUAUUCUCCAGCAUUCGCAAGCAUGAUGGCCGGAGUUUCCGUGAUAUCCUUCCCGGAGAAUAUACACAGAUGGCCGGUCGUGCUGGCCGUCGUGGUCUUGAUCCCAUCGGAACAGUAAUCGUCGUAGCCGGUGAUUCAUUACCUGAGCAAGGGGCGCUCCACACCAUGAUGUUAGGAAAGCCUGGGAAACUUUCGUCUCAAUUUAGGCUCACUUACAACAUGAUUCUGAACCUACUUCGAGUGGAAGCCUUGAAGGUCGAGGAAAUGAUUAAGAGGAGCUUCUCGGAAAACGCAUCCCAGAGACUGUUACCAGAUCAACAGAGAAAAGUGACAGAGAAUGAAAAAAUGCUCUCGGCUAUGGACAAGCUCCAAUGUGAUAUAUGCGACGCAGACAUCGAGUUAUUCUAUGACACGUCUCGUUCUAUUGUAGAAUUUAACGAACAACUGCUGUCUAUGGCAACAAAUAGUCCGCACGGACAAAAGGUAAUGUCACCUGGACGAGUAGUGAUCCUACGCGACCACCAUUUUAAGACGAACAACGUUGCAAUUCUGCUCAAGCAAACACCGAUACAAGCAUCUGACCCCGGAAAAGCAGACGAAGUUAAGAGGUAUUUCGUCCUUGCCCUUGUGGAUGAGGCCACCAAAGAUAAGAAAAACGACCUUUCUCUUCAAGGUAUCACCCCUCAAUGGCCGCCAUUACCUGGCACAUUAGCUGUGAAUAACUGGACAUAUGAACUAACUUCCGUCCCGCUGACAAGUAUCUGCUUGGUAACUACACGCACUGCAAAAGUCGAUGUAAGCACUAUUGUCGAUCGGCAUAUUAUCUCCGCCAUGCGUGAAGGAGUGGCAGCCCUGGCCUCCAUGGUUAGCGAAUGGUCUAGUUCCGGGAACAUUCCUGAAGUAGAGUGGAGUAAAAUGCGUUCUCUUGACUUCCAGGAAGUCUUGAGAAGUCGUAGUGCCUACGUCCAGAGGAUCCAGAAUCGAGCGUGUCUCCUUUGCGAAAAAUUUGAGGAUCAUUAUUCCAAAAUACACACGGAGAAAGUUUUACGAGCAAACAUCGAGGAUUUGAAGCUUGCUAUCUCAGACCAAAAUUUGGAGCUCAUUCCUGAUUACGAGCAGCGGAUAGAAGUACUCAAAGACCUUAAGUUUAUCGACGCCAAUUCCACUGUUUUGCUCAAAGGCCGUGUAGCUUGCGAGAUCAAUUCCGCCAGUGAACUAGUGCUCACAGAGUUAAUUCUUGAUAACACGUUGGCCGGUUACGAACCCGAGGAGGUUGUGGCAUUGUUAUCAUGUUUUGUCUUCCAGGAGAAGACGGACAUCGAACCUGUCAUUCCGAAAAAGCUGGAGGAAGGCAGGGAUGCCAUUUUGGCAAUCAGCGAACGCAUUGAACGGCUGCAGGAUAAACAUAAAGUCCCGGUCGAAGACUUCCGUAAGCUCAAAUUUGGGCUAGUAGAGGUGGUUUACGAGUGGGCGAAAGGGAUGCCAUUUGAACAAAUUACGGCCCUGACAGAUGUUGCUGAAGGAAGCAUUGUUCGAGUCAUCACGCGUUUGGAUGAAACAUGUCGUGAAGUACGGGAUGCAGCUAGAGUAAUCGGGGAUGCAGAACUGUUCAAGAAGAUGGAAGAAUCACAGAUCAAGAUAAAACGAGAUAUUGUAUUUGCCGCAAGUUUGUAUUUUUAG
Messenger RNA from Desarmillaria tabescens, 3465 nucleotides. Its product is annotated as antiviral helicase. Gene Ontology annotation, cellular component: Ski complex. Gene Ontology annotation, biological process: nuclear-transcribed mRNA catabolic process, 3'-5' exonucleolytic nonsense-mediated decay. The transcript is spliced from 23 exons. Lineage: Eukaryota; Fungi; Basidiomycota; Agaricomycetes; Agaricales; Physalacriaceae. Gene Ontology annotation, molecular function: ATP binding; RNA helicase activity; RNA binding. The record is from RefSeq and is a predicted model, not a curated record. The coding region runs from base 1 to 3465 and encodes 1154 amino acids.